CACACGUCACGCACUUCCUCCCUCGGCCGAUAGAUGGCUCUGUCCCAUGUCAACAUGGAGAAGCGGGCCUUCCUCUUGUCACAGCUGAUUCAGCGGUUGCAACGUCAGAAGGAACCGAGGGAAGGCCAGCUUUUUGGGUUUCGCACAGACGAUGGACGGUUACUGGCCAUUGCUCUUUGUACAAAUCAUGGGAACUUGAAACAUGACAAAUCCCUACUACUUCCGGCACCUCUUACUCCUAUUGGAAAGUUUGAAGUUACCAAAGGAGAUCAUUCCAAACCUGAACUAGAGGAUAAUGAGAUAGCAGUAAUAUGGGACCAAGAAGAUCUUCAUGUGUAUGUUUCCGAGGACCAACAGAUAUCCACAUCCUGCUUUACUGAACUGACCGAAGAGGACCUGAGUGAACUCUUUGUUUUGGCUCGAGUCAACUUCACCCUUGACCUUACAUCAAGGGACACAGUUGUGUCGAUCAGCAACACAAUCCAAACCUUGGUUGAGCAGCUUGAGUCACCAUCAACUUGUUUCAGGUUACAAGAUUCCACACUUAUUUUACAGAACACAGACGGGGGUGUGUUGAGUUUAGAAAAUCAGGGUGGCAAGGGUAAUGUUGACAUUGGAUCUGUAAUUAAGGGUGCCAAGAAGAAGAAGACAUCAAUGCACACUGUCAAUUUUCAGAUGUUGCAGAACAGAAGUACGGUAACCUGUAGAAAUGCACCUGUGGUACGGAUAGAUAAUAGAAAGUCUGGGAUCCUAUCUACUCACUUUAAAGGGGAGGCAAUCGUGUAUUUACAAAAGUCUUGUAAAGUUUCAAAAGUUGCAGCACUUUUGGUACAAGGAGUGAUCCAGCAGUUGCAUUUAGCUGAAUGUUGGCUUGAGAGACAGCUAAAUGAUAAGAAGUUGUGUGGCAACCUAACGUCAUAUAAUUCUUUACAUUUUCUCUCUGGCCAUGUAGUAAAUGUGAUAUACCCAGAGAACAGUGAUGACAAGAAUUUAGAACCGUACAGGAAAGAUGUACAUGAAGCUUUGAUGUUUCCAAUGAAUCAGCCAAUGGUGAGGAAGGGAAACAGGCUGCCAAUAAUAGAAGCCAAGUCCUCUGUUUUGAAGAAUACACACAUUGGGUUGAAGCCAUCAUCAGUGUAUGGGGAAAUCUCGGUUGUUAAGGGAAUUUAUGGAUAUCAUCACUACAUGCAGGAUAAUUUUAACGAUAAUAAGUGGGGUUGUGCCUACAGGUCCUUACAGACACUAAUAUCUUGGUUUAGAUUCCAAGGUUACACAGAAAAGUCCAUUCCAACACAUUCAGAAAUUCAAAAAUGCCUUGUUGACAUAGGGGACAAACCAUCAAGCUUCCUAGAUUCCCGUCAAUGGAUAGGAUCAACUGAAGUUGGAUUUGUUUUGGAUAAUAUGUACAAUAUCACUUCAAAGUUUAUUUUUGUCAGUAGUGGAGCAGAUUUGGCAGAAAAGGGAAGGGAAUUAGCACAUCAUUUUCAGACUCAGGGUACCCCUAUAAUGAUUGGAGGAGGGGUCUUAGCUCACACUAUCAUUGGAGUAGACUACAACACAGAAAGUGGAGACAUCAGUUUCCUCAUUCUAGAUCCCCAUUAUACAGGUAGUGAAGACCUUUCCACUAUCCAAAACAAAGGUUGGUGUGGAUGGAAGGGUCCAGAAUUCUGGGAUCCCAAAGCAUAUUACAAUCUUUGUUUACCCCAGCGUCCUUUGUGCAUCUAGUUUACCCUAAGGAAGAGAGUUCGAGUGCGUUUAAUCUGUGGUAAAGAAUUUUUUGAGUAACAUUUUUGUGUGUAGGAAGACUGGAAAAAUGAUGGAACACUUUUGGUGCAAUUGACCUAAAAGAAACUCCAUUCGUUGCUUAAAAGAACAUCAGCAGUCGAUUUGUCAGGAAAAUUUAAUUGGUGUCAUGUUAGUUUAGUUUUUCAUGCUGUGUAUUUCAUCAGCUUUUGAUAAUUUUAUUUUCUUAGCUUGCCACUUUGCCAUUAAUUAGAUUGUUGUCAUGAAUGUUAAAGUCGUAUUCUUAUCAAUCAACAAGCUUUGCAACCAUAGGGGAAUUUUGAAAGAAAUAGUUAUCAUGUAAACACUGUUUAGUGUCCUGUUAUUUGUAUUUCAGAUGUUUUUGGUAACAGAUAGCACUGUUACGUUUAUAUUUAUUGUUAUAUUUAUAAUUUUUACAAAUAAAUAACUGUGGUGAUGGAAAAUCCAACUAGUUUUAUAUAAUUCAUAACUUUUGAGCUUCAGGAUAACUGUAUGGAUUCAGAUGUCAAAAUAUAACAGUAAAUACAAUUUC
Messenger RNA from Penaeus monodon (black tiger shrimp), 2296 nucleotides. It is a transcript of the gene Ufsp2, whose product is annotated as ufm1-specific protease 2-like. NCBI's taxonomy places the organism in Eukaryota, Metazoa, Arthropoda, Malacostraca, Decapoda, Penaeidae. The record is from RefSeq and is a predicted model, not a curated record.